Colletotrichum abscissum is the source of this 195-nucleotide messenger RNA. RefSeq lists its product as uncharacterized. The transcript has 2 exons. NCBI's taxonomy places the organism in Eukaryota, Fungi, Ascomycota, Sordariomycetes, Glomerellales, Glomerellaceae. The coding region runs from base 1 to 195 and encodes 64 amino acids. The record is from RefSeq and is a predicted model, not a curated record.
AUGAGCUCGAGACUCCGCCAACCCAGCUUCUUGGCACGCACCAUUGCAGGCGCAAAGCGUUGGUUCGACGCGUCGGCGUGGCGACGCUGUACGCGGACCACAAACGAUACCCUCAUCGCGUUUGUCACCGGUUCGGUUGUCCUUGGACACGCUCCCUCCGUACAGACGUACCUCGGCCAGUGCCCGGUUCAAUAA